Zonotrichia leucophrys gambelii is the source of this 1515-nucleotide messenger RNA. RefSeq names its product carbohydrate sulfotransferase 13 (gene CHST13). The transcript has 3 exons. Gene Ontology annotation, molecular function: sulfotransferase activity. Gene Ontology annotation, cellular component: membrane. Gene Ontology annotation, biological process: carbohydrate biosynthetic process; proteoglycan biosynthetic process. The coding region runs from base 40 to 1056 and encodes 338 amino acids. NCBI's taxonomy places the organism in Eukaryota, Metazoa, Chordata, Aves, Passeriformes, Passerellidae. The record is from RefSeq and is a predicted model, not a curated record.
GCCGCGGGCGCUGCGCUGCGCCGCCAGCCGCGGCCGAGGAUGCGGCGGAGCCGGGCUCCGCGCCUGGCGCUGGCCGCCGGCCUCGGCUCGCUCCUGCUCGUCCUCUUCUACUUCCAGAGCAGCCUCAGCCCAGUCUCUGAAGAUCUGAGAUCCACCUGGCAAGGCAAGGCUGGUCGCAGCCCACUCCAGGCCCUGUAUGAGAGUGACCAGUUUGAGCAGUCGUCCCUGCAGGCAGUUCACCAGCAGAGACGGGAGAUGUUGAGCAACAUCUGCAGCCGUUACACCCGCAAGCGGCGUCUCCUGCGGCCGGACGACUUGCGGCACUUGGUGGUGGACGACACACAUGGGCUGCUCUACUGCUACGUGCCCAAAGUGGCCUGCACCAACUGGAAGCGGGUGAUGAUGGUCCUGACGGGGCAAGGCAAGUACCGGGACCCUCUGGAGAUCCCCGCGCACGAGGCCCACGUGCCCUCCAACCUGCGCACGCUGUCCGAGUACAGCGUCGCCGAGAUCAACGCCCGCCUGCGCACCUACCUCAAGUUCAUCUUCGUGCGGGAGCCCUUGGAGCGCCUGGUCUCGGCCUACCGCAACAAGUUCACGCUCAGCUACAACACGGCCUUCCACAAGCGCUACGGCACCAAAAUUGUGCGGCGGCACCGGCCGCAGCCCAGUCAGCGCGCCCUGGAGCGCGGCGACGACGUGCGCUUCGAGGAGUUCGUCUACUACCUGCUGGACCCCCGCACACAGCAGGAGGAGCCCUUCAACGAGCACUGGGAGCGCGUGCACUCCCUCUGCCACCCCUGCAUCAUCCACUACGACGUGGUGGGCAAGUACGAGACCUUGGCCGAAGACGCCAAGUACAUCCUGCAGCUGGUAGGGGCCGAUGCCAGCGUCAAGUUCCCGGCUUCAUCCAAGACCACCAGGACGACGGACGACAUGACGGCCCAGUUCUUCCAGGACAUUAGCCCCUUCUACCAAAGGAGACUCUUUAAUUUAUACAAAAUGGACUACUUGCUGUUCAAUUACUCCAUCCCCUCGUACCUCCGCCUCCGGUGAGGCGGGGGCUGCGGGGGAGCAGUGAGGGAGAGCUGGAUAACUCUCACCUUGCCAUGAUACCUCUCCUCCUGCCUUGAGCUCGUCUCUUGGUUGACUUCUUCCCCGUGCCCUUUUGUUAGGGUCUGCUCCACCUCCUGAUGCCUUGUUCGUGCAUGCUCUGGAGGAAGAACACUUCUCAAUACACUGGGGCUGGAGCUUUUCCUUCCCUUUCCCUCCCAGCCUUCAGUAUCUACCGGGAAUGGUGGUGGGACUGGACGCUUCUUGCCUUGGUGGGGACUUUCUUGUAACUAAGAGACUCCUCUGUAGAUCCAAAUCUUGGGAAGGCUCCUUUUUUGGGCAGGAUCCCUUCAGGUCUUUCUCCUCCUUACUGGGCUGUUUGGGGGCAGACAUGGAGUCUCAGGGGUCAGAGGGGAGUGUAUCAGAGACUUGCAUAGAACCAGAAAUAAAGCAAUAAUUUAA